Rotaria sp. Silwood1 is the source of this 672-nucleotide messenger RNA. The record is from the annotation of a GenBank genome assembly. NCBI's taxonomy places the organism in Eukaryota, Metazoa, Rotifera, Eurotatoria, Philodinida, Philodinidae.
AUGAUUACGUCUUCGAAAUCUUCAUGUAUUUGUUCGAAGAAUUCUCCUUAUGUUAACCCGGCAGAUAAAUGGUUAUUACAGAAUGCUGUUUUUUAUACUGUUAAUCGCUUUCUUGAUAAAUCAUCAACAAACAAAAAUUGGAGCGUUAUGUUAGAUCCAAACUAUUCGUCAUUAUCAUCAUAUGAACAACAUAAACGAAUUAAUUAUGCAAUUUACGAUUGCUUUGUCGUCACCUUAUUACAUCAGGCAAUUUAUGAUAAAUGGUCGUUAAUUAAACUUCGCGAAGCUCAAUUAAUAUCUUUAUUUACUUCAAAUGCUCCACCUCAUUCGUCAUCAUUAGCUACAUCAACAUUUUUGGAAAAUAUUUCCGACAAUGAACAUGAAGUAACAUCAACAUCUUUACUGAUUUUAAAUGCUCCACGUCAUCCAUCAUCAUUACCAUUAUCAACUUUAUUAGAAGACAUUUCUGAAGAUGAAAGUGAUGAUGAAAUAUUUAUGUCAUCCAUUUCCAGACAUCAUGCUCAUGAUGAUGAUGUUAUAGAACCUAUUGUAUCUGAUCAAGAAUUAUCUUCUAAUGAACCACCUAAACUACGUCGCAAAUGUCGUUCAGUAUCAGCUAGAACACGUCGUAAUCGCAAACGAAAUAUGGUCAAACAUCUACAUCGUGAUUAA